AUGAUGGCGGAUCCCCAGUCUCCUUCACAUCUUACACAGCAAUUUCAUGCUGAGACUGCCCCUCCUCACUUUCAGCAACCCUCCCACGAAGCGCUCCAGCCCAACUCUAUCCCACCCACGCCGGAUGAAGGCAUAGAUGCGGGUCCCUGCCCCGACAUAGCGGUUCCCAACGACAUCUCUUCGUUUCUCGACGCUUCUCUGCCGCAGCCUUUCCCGCAGCCUUCCGCCUUACCCCAGCCUCUUAGGACUCCCACCAUCGAGGACCGGCCACAUCUUGAUCUGACCCUCAACCUUCCUCAAACUAACUUCUCGCUUCCCGCGUCCACGGUCCUUAGAAGUACGCACAAUCUGCGUCUACCCUCGUUUGAUGUACUAGGCAUUGCUGCACCCCACCCUGAUCGUAUCCCAACUCAAGCACAUCAGUCUUUUUCUCCACUAGGCGCUGGACCUCUCUCGAAGCCAGAGGACCCUCUCCAUGCACUCAGCCCACCACUCGACUUCUUCAGUCACGCCAACGGGGCCAGCCAUACCCCCGUUACCAGUCCCAAGGCAGCUAGAGCCCGCGUCGGACAUCUUGUGUCAACUCACACGCCUCCCUCGGAUACGGAGCCGGGGACGAUCAGUUGGGGAUCCUUUGUGAACGUAGGGACGGCUGGUCUGGGUUCACCUCCUAAUUCUGAGCCAGGUGUGUCGCCAAACCUACACAGCACUGCCACUUCGACUGCUCCUCCCCAAGCCCCCAUCGUUGUACCGACUCACGACGAGUUUCACGACGAGUUCAGCGACGCGCUUAGAAUGGCAGCGUGGAUAGAGGAGGCCAAACGCACCAUCAUAACUGAAUCUGGAUGCCUGGACUUGGAUUCAGUCAAGAUACUAUCCCAUGCGCUUCCUUGCCCCUCGACAUCAGGCCAUAUUUUUGGUCAGAUUAUUGCUUCGAUCCAUGACAGAUCGUCAACGCAAACUUCAUGGAUCAAUGUAUUCCAUGCGCUUCCUGGCCGCUACACGCUGAUGGACCUGCCCAAGUCUCCACCAUCCACCCCUGGUCCUGCCGUGGGAGGGGAUUCAUACUUUACCAGCAAAGUUUUCGACAGUGCAGUGGCCAUUCCUGAUUACCAACUCGAUUCAAAACUCCUUCCUCCAUCGCCUCGGCCCGUUGUGCCACCUGGAAGCAUUAAUGUCUCUAUCGUAGAGCGAUACAUCCCGCCUACGAACACGAACGAGUUCUCUGAGAUGUUCACGUUUCGGGGCAGAUCCUUGUUGUACGACCGCCUGAUUGAGCUGUCUAGUAACGAUGGUGUCCUUCUCUUCAUCUACCCGACUAAAACAGGCGCGAGGACAUUCAUGCAGCAAUACCUUGGACCCAUUCUCGACCCGCUUCUACGAACCGUAACGGUGGUCCAUGAUCUUCACUCUGAGCUAGGCAGGAGUCUAGGUCAAAUGAGUUCAGUCAAUUAUCUGGAUGAAUACGACCACCUAGAAGCGCAAGUCCGCAAAUAUUGCGAAGCAAUGGUUGAAAGACAUGCAAACCCCGACAAAAGGGCGAACUACGAGGUCAUACAUGCGGCGAAAGAGGAGAUCCUGUUGCAACGGUCGGCAUGGGCGGACGAUUGGUGGAUCAAGCAGGAGAAGCCUCGUGUACGGGACGUUAUUACCAGGUAUUUCAGCAAGUCGAAGAAGCUCCCAAGCUCCGAGAUGAGUGCAGCGACUCUGAUCCAGGCUGUUCUGGAGGGAGUAUCGGAGCGAGACUACCACGACGGUGAGCCCAGCAAAGGCGUAGAAAUCAAAACCCCCCAAUCCGCCCUACUCUCUAACCAUGAAGUCCUCCUGCAUCUGCGGCAAGAAGACGCAGAAUACACAGGCGCCGAUGGGACGGAUCGAAAACGCAAGAAGCCGUCUGGUCUCAACCACAUGUUGCGAGAUGGGCUUGCUUAUCUGCAAACCCCAGAUUACACGACUUCAUCACUCGCUGACCAACAUCCCGACCGACCCAUGACGCUGUACCGAGGACCAAACAGCCUGUUCCGCGCGCUGGCGCCCAAGUACCGGUUGAACAAGGCAGAGUAUCUCCAGUUGUAUAACUUGAGGCCUACUACGCAAGUCAUGCUAGAGUUGGUCAUUGAGGAGGCGGGUACGCGUUUUACUGAAGACGAACUACAUGACAUUCUAGCCAUUACUCAACAGGUCUUCGAUGAGGAAGAAGGCAAUAUUCCCGCUGGAGUCGAGAACAUGGAGAUGCCGAAGAUUGCCAACAAGCUGCUGGGUGCCAACAAGAAGAGGAGAAAGGCUAAGAGAAAGGCUUGA
This is a messenger RNA of Alternaria burnsii, 2301 nucleotides long. RefSeq lists its product as uncharacterized. Lineage: Eukaryota; Fungi; Ascomycota; Dothideomycetes; Pleosporales; Pleosporaceae. The transcript has 5 exons. The record is from RefSeq and is a predicted model, not a curated record. Gene Ontology annotation, biological process: transcription initiation at RNA polymerase III promoter. Gene Ontology annotation, molecular function: nucleotide binding. Bases 1 to 2301 code for a protein of 766 amino acids. Gene Ontology annotation, cellular component: RNA polymerase III complex.